Drosophila takahashii is the source of this 1154-nucleotide messenger RNA. RefSeq names its product Male-specific transcript 77F (gene Mst77F). Lineage: Eukaryota; Metazoa; Arthropoda; Insecta; Diptera; Drosophilidae. Gene Ontology annotation, biological process: sperm DNA condensation; spermatogenesis. The record is from RefSeq and is a predicted model, not a curated record.
ACAAUCAGUUUGUAUAAGACUUUCGUACGGUACACAAGUAUUUGCUUAUAAAAAAAGACCUGAUCAAAUUCUGUACAACCAGUUUCAUACAUAAUUUUCUACAUUCUUUUAAGAAAUUGUUCUGUGCAAAAUUCAAGUUUAGUUUAAAAUACAAAGAUUGCAAACAAAAUGAGCAAUUUGGAACCCCAGAAAAGUAAACCGGGUAGUAAAGGGGCGAUGACACGGGAAACUUCGGGCGAAACUAUAGGGGAUGCUAAAUCACUCAAGUCGGACGAUUCCAACAAAACUGCCUUCGAGGCCUUAUACGAACAAUAUAUGGCUACACAGGGUACCGCUGCUAAAUCGAAGUUUGAAAAGUUACUCCAGGAACUCGAGGAAAGCCAAAAAACCUCUGAAGAAACGAUCAAAGAUGACGAUUCGCUCCAGUCGGACGAUUCUAUCAACUAUCCGGGAUACGAAGAUAUACUUGCUGCAGAAGGUACAGCGACAAAUUCGGCCUACAUCAACUUCCUGAGGGACUAUAAGAAGCGAUAUGGUGCUUUUUAUACGGACAAGCAGUUAGCGAAGGCAGCUAUGGAGCGAUGGGCCGAGAUGUCCUUUCGCCAUCGAUGCCAGUACAGUGUGGAGCCAGCUAAGCUUUUAAAACUAAAAUACACCAAUGAGGCCUCGAGCAGUGAGAGCAGCUUGGCUAGCCCUAUGGAUAGUGAAACGGGAUUUACUGGCCCCACGGACUAUUUCUUUGGUGGCGGCAACCCCGUCGGCGGAAGAGAUAAUGUUUGUGACAAAAGGAGGGAAUCCAAGUGUGGCAAACCGAUGAAAAGUUGCUCCAAGCCGAGGGCCAGGUGCUCGAAGCCCAGGAGGAGUUGCGCCAAACCCAAGGCCAAGUGCGCCCGAGCCAAACCAGCUUGUCCCAGGCCCAGGAAGAGGAUGGAGUGCUCCAAGCCCAGGGCCAGGUGCGCCAAGCCCAGGGCGAGGCCAAAGAAAACCUGUCCCAUGUAAUCGUUGGUCCCCAAGUCACGCCCUCGUCCCCUAAACAUUUUGGCCAUUUAAAAGUCCAGAGAUCAGACAAAAAAUAUUUUAAGAAUGCUUGUUGGUAUUGAUGGAAUCAAAGAAGUUGGAAAACCUCCAGGAAACCAGGACAUAGACGGGGUAAC